This is a messenger RNA of Fragaria vesca subsp. vesca, 2049 nucleotides long. RefSeq lists its product as uncharacterized. Bases 335 to 1840 code for a protein of 501 amino acids. The record is from RefSeq and is a predicted model, not a curated record. The transcript is spliced from 9 exons. NCBI's taxonomy places the organism in Eukaryota, Viridiplantae, Streptophyta, Magnoliopsida, Rosales, Rosaceae. Gene Ontology annotation, molecular function: microtubule binding.
UUUCCCCAACUCACUCUUGGGAUUUCUUGAACCAAUCCAGAGCAGCGUGCCACCAACUCUCUGCUCUAUAGCUUUCAACUCCAACUAUGAGAAGCACUUGACCAUCAAUCCCCCAAGUGCUUCAAAUCCACACCGCUAUCAAUAUCUCCAAAUACUCUCUGCUCUUGUUUCUUUCUUCUAUUCCUCUCUUUCACUUUCUCCCAUAAUUCAGUCUUGGAAGUUUCUUUGCAUUGUGCCUCUCUGUUUCUCUGUCAAUCAGUCUUUUAGCGGUUACUUAUAGCCCAAAUCCAAGAACCCAAGUUUGAUAACCGCUUACUCACCUCUUUUUGGCUAAAUGGAGUCUGAAAAUGGGGUUACUUUGGGGGAUGAGAAAUGUGCUGUUGUGGAAAAACAUGUUGAAGAAUCAGUACCGGAUUUCAACAUCGAAGGAAAAAAAAUUGAUGCUCAGACAGAAGUUCCUACCAUAAAUGGAGUAUCUGAAUCUGUAACCACCGAAGAUGAAGGCAUUAACUCUUCAGGAGGUGUAGCUGAAGUUGCUGCUACUGUUCCACCUGGUAAAAAUUCAAAAACAAAGAAGGAUCCUCAUGCUCCAAACAAUGGUGUUUCAAAGGGAAAGUUGGCCAAGGAUAAACCCAAUUUGAAAGGUGCAACUCCAGUUUCUCGUAUACAGAGGUCAAUACUUUCUCAGAGUCUUUCGUUCCCAGCAAGGGGAGCUCGUGUUGAUGCUAUGAAGAAGAGCAUUGAUGUGUACCCAGUGAAAACAGAAGUCAAACACACUCGUGGCAAUGCAACCAAAGCUGAGGCCCCUUUUCCAUCUUCUCGUUCGAAUAAUCUAAAUAGGCGUGCAUCCACAGGAAUACAGUCGAAUGAUGAGAACAAAGUAGGUGGAGCUUCGGCAGUUAGAAGGACUACUUUGGCAUCAAUACCUAGCAUGAGAUCCUCUGCAGCCGGAAAAUCUGGUUCUGUGAAUAAACCUGCUAAUAGUUCAUCUGAUGUGACACAAUCAGUUGGGCAGAGCUUAAGUGCAGUAAAAACAACCCUGCUAAUCAAAGAGGACGACGAUGCUCAUUCCAUUGCUUCAAGCACUACACCUGGUGGGCGAAGGAGCAGUGGUUCUGGAUUUUCCUUCAGGUUGGAUGAACGUGCUGAAAAAAGAAAGGAGUUCUUUACAAAGCUAGAAGAAAAGAUACAGGCUAAAGAAGCAGAAAAGAAUAAUUCCCAAGCAAAAUCAAAGGAAAACCAGGAAGCAGAGAUCAAGCAACUGAGGAAGAGCCUGACAUUUAGGGCAGCUCCUAUGCCAAGUUUCUAUAAAGAGCCUCCUCCAAAAAUUGAAAUAAAGAAGAUACCAACCACACGUCCGAUAUCUCCAAAGCUCGGAAGGCACAAGAACUCCAUUCCUUCACCGAACAGCCCUUCAGAAGAUGGCGGGAUGUGCCUUAGCCCACGUCUUGCUCGAGAACGGAACAAGUCAAUCAAAGGGUUAAAGGAGAAAGGCGAAAAGGAUGUCAGUCAUGUCACAGAACCAAAGAAGCCUAUUAGGAAGUCCCAACAUCGGCUUAAUUCUCAGGAAAAUGGAGCUGCUAAAGCGGAAGGAAAGCCUAGUAAGUCGCAAAUAAAGGAGGUCAGCAAAGAAGAAAAACAAAGCCUCAAAGCAUGCACUGGAGACCAAUCUGGGGAUCUUUCCGAAUGCAAAGAUAGGAUCGAGGCUGAAGUGAGUGUUGACCAGACCAAAGAACCAGUCCUCAGUGCAGCUCCUGCUCCUGAGAUCAUGCCUCAAGAAGUUACCAUUGCAGCUCCUGCCCCUGAUAUCAUGCCUCAAGAAGUUACCAUUGGAGUUUAAACAACAUAUUUCUGAUACAUUACAUUGUGUUCAUAUCAUUUUAAGUUCCAUGUUGUGACCUGUGAAUAUAGCAAUUAUGGGAUCCUCAUUUAAAGUCAUAUAUUGGUAAUAUAUAAUCGACAGGUUUAUGUAGCUUGUGUGUGAUUUUUAGGUGAUAUUGUCUCUGUAGAUAUUUGAUGUUAAUGCUGUCUUCAGUAGAGCUUAUAUGG